Messenger RNA from Arvicanthis niloticus (Nile rat), 1484 nucleotides. It is a transcript of the gene Gpr87, whose product is annotated as G protein-coupled receptor 87. Lineage: Eukaryota; Metazoa; Chordata; Mammalia; Rodentia; Muridae. Gene Ontology annotation, biological process: negative regulation of adenylate cyclase activity; G protein-coupled receptor signaling pathway. Gene Ontology annotation, cellular component: membrane. Gene Ontology annotation, molecular function: G protein-coupled purinergic nucleotide receptor activity. The record is from RefSeq and is a predicted model, not a curated record.
CCAGUUGUUCGUGGGCAGGUCGGUUUAAAAGGUGUCCCAAAGGACACUCUCCACAGGGCGGCAGAGCACCCACCAUCUUCUCGGGCAGAACAAAAGAUGCCGACUUCCAUCACUUUACUAGAAAAUCUAUAUUCCUGAUAACUUUAGUUUUGAGAUUUACUCCUACUUAAGAGAUGAGGAGCCUGAUCCAACUUGAAGACAGUGUAUCAAGUGAACAGCCAGCCGGCCACCGCAAUGAAAGAAAUCAAGCCAGGAAUAACCUCUGCUGAAUCCAUGCUUCAACUGUCCCCGAGUGUUUCUUGACAUGCAUCUUGACUUACCAUACAUCACAACUGGAGAAUGGGGCUCAACUUGACACUUACAAAAUUACCAGGUAACGAACUGUACAGCCAAGCAAGUCAAGCUGCAAAUGGCACAAGCGAGGGAUAUGGGAAGAACUCCACCCUUCACAACAAAUUUGACACGAUCAUCCUGCCAGUGCUUUACCUAGUCAUCUUUGUGGCAAGCCUCCUGCUCAAUGGUCUGGCUGUGUGGAUCUUCUUCCACAUUCGGAAUAAAACCAGCUUCAUAUUUUAUCUCAAAAAUAUAGUGGUAGCUGACCUCAUAAUGACCCUGACAUUCCCGUUCCGAAUAGUCCGUGAUGCAGGAUUUGGACCUUGGUACUUUGAGUUUAUCCUCUGCAGAUACACCUCAGUUUUGUUCUAUGCAAACAUGUAUACAUCCAUUGUGUUUCUUGGACUAAUCAGUGUUGAUCGAUAUCUAAAGGUGGUGAAGCCUUUCGGUGACUCUCGAAUGUACAGCAUAACCUUCACUAAAGUUUUGUCAGUUUGUGUUUGGGUGAUCAUGGCUGUUCUGUCCUUGCCAAACAUCAUACUAACUAAUGGUCAACCAACUAAGGAAAAUAUCCAUGACUGCAUGAAACUUAAAAGUCCGUUGGGAGCCAAGUGGGAUAUGGCCGUCACCUAUGUUGACAGCUGUUUGUUUGUGGCCGUGCUGGUGAUUCUGAUUGGAUGCUACAUAGCCAUCUCCAGAUACAUCCACAAAUCCAGCAAGCAAUUCAUAAGUCAGUCAAGCCGGAAGCGAAAACACAACCAGAGCAUCCGCGUGGUCGUGGCUGUGUUUUUUACCUGCUUCCUCCCAUAUCACUUGUGCAGAAUCCCCUUUACUUUCAGUCACUUAGACAAGCUUCUAGAUGAAUCAGCACAUAAAAUUCUCUACUAUUGCAAAGAAACGACACUUUUCUUGUCUGCAUGCAAUGUGUGCCUGGACCCAAUAAUUUAUUUUUUCAUGUGUAAGUCAUUUUCAAGAAGGUUAUUCAAGAAAUCAAACAUAAGAACCAGGAGCGAGAGCAUCAGAUCACUGCAAAGCGUCCGAAGAUCAGAAGUGCGUAUCUAUUAUGACUACACCGAUGUGUAGGGACUGGAUAUUGAAAUCAAUAUGUAAAAGAGUGUAAAUAAAUGUUUCUUUUUAUUAUCCUGGCUGAA